GUUCCUUUCCGACUGGCUGAAACCGAUUAAAAGUUGCUCUUUCCUUUGCCCCCGUGAGAGACACCCAAGCCCACCACAGGGAGAGAUAACUUUUCCGGAUGAAUAAUUUUAGCUUCACACUCUAAAUGUUUUCUUCUUGCCUCGGGAUUUCCAUUAUUGUGAAAUAAAUUGCAAAGCGCUGCGAAGAGAGAGCGGGCGACCAUGGAGCUCUGUCUGCUGUGCAUACUGAUGGAAUGCUACAUCCUGACAAAAGGACAUGAGGUCUUCCGCAUUUCUGGGGAAGAAGUCCUAAUUCCCUGUGAAGCUACAAAUCCUCAAACACGUUGGUUCUGGUUCCCUCUGCAUUCUAGAUGUGUCAACAUCACUGGAAAGAGUGUGGAAGUGAUUCAAAACCAUACCACACAUGAGGUGACUCCUCUUCAGUUCAACAAGCGAUUGACUCAAGCUCCAGGGUCAUUAUUCCUCAUGAAUCUGGGUUUGAGCGAUGCAGGAACCUAUGUGUGCCGCCUUCCCAAUGGCUCAGAGACCCGCACCACCCUUUGGAUGACUUCAGGGUGCCACAACAAUCUCCUUGUCUCCUCCAAGCAGCUGGGUCCGUCCUCUAUGCAACUCAGCUGCCGUCACUGCUAUUCACCAGAUACAGGAAACUCUUUUCAAUGGAUAUUGAAUUCGAAGCGACUCGGUAACCGCCAAUGGGCUAAGAAGAGCAAUUUGGGAGCUACUAUAAUAAUAGAUCCAAUCCAAAAAGCGGCUUUGGGACGCUGGGAGUGUCAGUCCCGUGCCAAUCCCUUUUGGAUCUCAGAGAUUUGCUUGAGCCCAUCCAAAGAAGAGCAAGGUAGGAUCCCUGGAGUGUAGGA
Anolis sagrei ordinatus is the source of this 857-nucleotide messenger RNA. Lineage: Eukaryota; Metazoa; Chordata; Lepidosauria; Squamata; Anolidae. The record is from RefSeq and is a predicted model, not a curated record.